AUGGUCGACGUUGCCUUCUCUGUUGGUGUAUGGGUUCUCGUUGUUGCCAGCUGUAUCCGGGUGCGCGUAUACGAAGGCACCUGGGCUGAGAAACCCUCGAUGUACGUUCAAGCUUUCGAGACUAUCCUCGAUACUGUGUUGGAGAAUGAAUUACACCUCUUUUCUGAGCAGGAGAUGCGGAUAUUCGCGAUUUAUAGGUCGUUGCGGUAUGAAGCCCGGUACCUCUUCGUGAGACUAUUCACCCGGAAGGCGGGGUGGUUUCGAAUUAACAAGCUGCUGUAUGGGAAUGAUGUCCUGGAUAUGGAUGCGGCGUGUGCCCUAUUAUGGUCGAGUGAGGUUGGGCUGGCGCAGAGUGGGGAGUUGAUUGUGGAAUUGGAGGAGGCACUGAGUCUGCUUUCGUUGGACGAGUUGAAGGUGUUUGCUAAAGACGCAAAGGUACUAGGAAAGAACAAAGACGAAAUAUGUUCGGCUCUGAUGAAGGCGAGUAAGGAGCAAUCGGGGCUCAACACCCAGGGCAAACUCACACUCUCAUUCGAUGGACGGGGAAAUUGGUCAAGACAAGAUUUGGUCUUGGUACGGAAGAUCCUGAAACAAACUGGAGCAUGCAUCCGCCUCCACCCCGACCCGGUCAAGUUGUUUCAUCGCCUGCACAUCGUCUUUUACCGCUCGACGAAUUACGACGAACGAUCCAUCACCACCCUCAUCCUCGCACGAAUAUCGAAACGGAAAUUCCCGGAGUACAUCGUCGAACGAACCUCAAACGUCUUCGCCUCCCGCCAAGCCCUCCUCCAAUACGAAGACGCCAUCAAACUCAAAGCAGAAGUCGACAACAUCCUCGAAUUCAACGGCACCCCCGGUGAGGAGGGUCUCCGUCGUGUCCUGGCUAUUUUCGAGAGCAUAUGGGAUAAAUGGAAAGAUCUCGUCUCGCGCGAAACUGAAAUUGAGGCAAAUCUGGACGCACUAUCAGCGGAGGAGCAACGAGCGGCGUACUAUCUUCGUCGGUUCACCGCUGGUUGGGUGUUGACGCGGUUGGUGUGGAAAGGGGCGUAUGCGCUUUCGCGGUUUCACGAGUACCAGCGGGAACACGCCGUAAUUAGUGCGUUGCUGGGACAGCGGUUGUAUAGGCGUGGUAAGAGGGGCGAGUGGUGCGACCGGAAAGCACUUAUUGAACAGCGGUAUAUGGCAUCACCCGAGCAACCUGCCGAAGUGAAGAAAUGGAAGAAGAUUGCGGCGGGGACUUGUGAAGCGGCGUUGCAGGAUCCGGAUGUGCAUAUUAUCUAUCAUUCUAUGCUACAGAAACGAUUGAUGAGGUUGGAGAAGGACAUGAGGAUUCCGAAGAGGGAGCAACAUGAUUUCUCACAUGUCUCCCUCCGAAAAGCCGUCAAACGCGUAAUCGAAGGCGAACGCGUCUCCGAACGCGAAAUCGGUCGGAAAAGCGUGUGGAGGGCUCUCGACGGUGGCGAGUGUUCUGUAGAGCAACUCGCGCUGAGCCGCUACGAAUCCCGAGGCUGGCGCGGCUACCACUCCGAAAACGGCCUCCUCACCUCUAUCUUUGCUCUUCUCUUCUGGGAUAUCUUAUUCCUCCCCCUCCCCGGUGUGUUCGAGACAGCAUACCAAACCGCGCCACUCGACUUGGCGUCAGAUGCGUUUUAUCCGGCGCGAGCAAGUGAGAUUAAUCGGAGGUUGGCGGAGGUUGGGAAUGGUGGGGCGGUGGAGAUCAUGAGGGGUGUUGACGAGUGUCAUAGGGCGGAGGAGACGUGGUGUGUUGGGCUCAGAUGGUCAUACCCACUCGAAGACCUUAUCGAAGUCGCCACCUGCCUUGGCGGCCCCGCGCUCGCGAGUAUUUGUAAGAUGUUUGCGGAGGAGUACUCGCAUCGGACGGGGGGGUUACCGGACUUGUGUAUUUGGAAAAUGGACGAGGGGAGGUGUAUGUUUGUGGAGGUUAAGGGGCCGGGGGAUCGGUUGAGUCAGGAUAAGCAAGUUAAUUGGAUUGAUGUGUUGUUGGGGGCGGGGGUUGAGGUUGAGUUGUGUUCGGUUGUGGAGGGGAAGGGGAUCAAGGAGCAGUCACAAGCAUAG
Saitoella complicata NRRL Y-17804 is the source of this 2076-nucleotide messenger RNA. RefSeq lists its product as uncharacterized. Gene Ontology annotation, cellular component: nucleus. The record is from RefSeq and is a predicted model, not a curated record. Lineage: Eukaryota; Fungi; Ascomycota; Saitoellomycetes; Saitoellales; Saitoellaceae. The transcript is spliced from 3 exons. The coding region runs from base 1 to 2076 and encodes 691 amino acids. Gene Ontology annotation, biological process: interstrand cross-link repair. Gene Ontology annotation, molecular function: 5'-flap endonuclease activity; flap-structured DNA binding; 5'-3' exonuclease activity.